Messenger RNA from Hibiscus syriacus, 2103 nucleotides. Its product is annotated as phosphoinositide phospholipase C 2-like. Gene Ontology annotation, biological process: lipid metabolic process; phosphatidylinositol-mediated signaling. Bases 67 to 1800 code for a protein of 577 amino acids. The transcript has 9 exons. Gene Ontology annotation, molecular function: phosphatidylinositol-4,5-bisphosphate phospholipase C activity. The record is from RefSeq and is a predicted model, not a curated record. Lineage: Eukaryota; Viridiplantae; Streptophyta; Magnoliopsida; Malvales; Malvaceae.
CAUAUUUAUAUUUUUUGAUUUUGGUUUUAUUGAAUCAGAUUUCUGGGAAUUGUAGCAGAAACCCAAAUGUCCAAACAAACUUACAGGGUCUGCUUUUGCUUCCGGCGGAGGUUCAGGCUCACAGUUUCAGAGGCACCCGAGGAGAUCAAGAGAGUGUUCGAACGGUACUCCGAGAAUGGAUUAAUGUCCACCGAUGGACUUCAAAGGUUCUUAGUUGAAGUCCAGAAAGAAGAUAAGGCAACCAGAGAAGAUGCUCAGAAGAUUAUUGACAGUGUUAAGCAUUUUCAUAGAAAGGGUUUAAAUCUUGAAGCUUUUUUCAAGUAUCUCUUUGAUGAUAUCAAUCCUCCUCUUGCUUCUCUGGGGGUCCACCAUGAUAUGAAUGCUCCUUUGUCUCAUUAUUUCAUACAUACCGGUCAUAAUUCCUAUCUUACCGGGAAUCAACUCAGUAGCGACUGCAGCGAUGUCCCCAUCAUAAAUGCACUUAAGAGAGGCGUGAGAGUGAUAGAGUUGGAUAUAUGGCCGAAUUCCACGAAAAAUAAUGUCGAUGUUCUUCAUGGAAGAACUCUGACUACUCCGGUGGAACUCAUCAAGUGUCUGAGGUCUAUUAAGGAAUACGCUUUUGUUGCAUCGGAAUACCCGGUUGUUAUAACUCUAGAAGAUCAUCUUACUCCGGAUCUUCAGGGUAAAGUUGCCGAGAUGGUAACUGAAACAUUCGGAGACAUCCUGUUUUCGCCUGGCUCGGAAUGCUUAAAAGAAUUCCCGUCUCCGGAAUCAUUGAAGAAGCGGAUAAUCAUAUCUACAAAACCACCAAAGGAAUACCUUGAGGCCAAAGAAGUUAAGGAUAAAGAGAAUGAGUCGGAGAAGGGUAAGGUCCGUGAUGAAGAAACUUGGGGAAAAGAAGUUCCAGACCUUAACGAAGCAGAAUACAAGGACGACUUGGAUGAAGUAGAUGAGGAAGAUACCGAUGAUGGAGAUAAAUCGCAGCAUGCUUUAGCACCAGAAUACAAACGCUUAAUCGCUAUUCAUGCCGGGAAGCCAAAGGGCGGAUUAGAGGAAUGUCUAAGGGUGGAUCCCGAUAAGGUUAGACGUCUUAGCAUGAGUGAGCAACAACUUGAAAAGGCUGCAGUUACUCAUGGAAAAGAAAUUGUCAGAUUUACGCAGCGGAAUAUUCUUAGGGUAUAUCCGAAGGGUACGCGCGUCGACUCUUCCAAUUACAACCCAUUAAUCGGAUGGAUGCAUGGCGCUCAAAUGGUCGCAUUUAAUAUGCAGGGUUAUGGAAGAUCAUUGUGGUUGAUGCAUGGAAUGUUUAAGGCCAACGGCGGAUGUGGAUACUUGAAAAAACCCGAGUUCCUAUUGAACCCUAAUGACGUCUUUGAUCCGCGAGUCAAGUUAGCGGUGAAGAAAAUUUUGAAGGUAACUGUUUACAUGGGGGAAGGCUGGUAUUAUGAUUUUCAUCACACUCAUUUCGACGCUUAUUCGCCUCCGGACUUUUAUGCAAGGGUGGGGAUUGCCGGAGUUCCGGUAGAUUCGGUGAUGAAGAAAACCAAGGCAUUAGAGGACAAUUGGGUGCCUUCUUGGAACGAGGAAUUUGAAUUCCCUCUAACUGUCCCGGAACUAGCUAUACUCCGUAUCGAAGUGCACGAAUACGACAUGUCCGAAAAGGAUGACUUUGGAGGCCAAACAUGCCUACCGAUUUCGGAGCUAAGAAGUGGUAUCCGAGCUGUUUCACUUAACAGCCGCAAAGGUGAGAAAUACAACUCCGUGAAGCUCCUCAUGCGCUUCGAAUUCGUCAAUCCGUAGUCACUUAAAGGCGAAUACCAGUCCAUAUUUCUGUACCAACCUUCAAUUUGUUUGAUGGCAUUGUGAGCUUGUGUGCAGUUUACUUUAUCUACCACAUGUUGCACGUGUAUACUUGCGUCUUUCCGAGUCCGUGGAGUAGAAUACGAGUGUAAGAUAUAGACAUGUUUCUGACACGAAUGCGUUUAUUUUCCUGUAUUGCUUGUAUGAUUGCUGUGUCUAAUUUGUAAUCUUAGAUAUAAUACAAAGACUUAUAUAUAUUUAGGAUACUUUAGUAUCUAAACUAUCAAUUUUAUUUUGUUUUAG